UGGGCUGAUAACAGGGACCUAUAAAAGGCAGGGGGAUUGGCUUUGCGUUUACUACAUCCCUGAAGCAAUUAGCUCCAAAAGCACCAAGCCACUGCCUUCUCUCGUAGCAGCAUUGGCGCCUCUGCUCGUGUGCGGGAGAGAAAGAGAGCUGGGAGGAGGCAGCUUGCCAUUUACAUUACCUGGGGGGGUGGAAAAAUAAAAGAUGUGGCAGCCCCUGUGCAAAGCGCCGACGUCCCUGGCUCUGCUCGGACUCUGUUGUGCAAUGGUGGCCGAUUCCCUGCCUUUCUCCGACGCAGGGCCACACGUGAACUAUGGCUGGGGGGAGCCCAUCAGAUUGAGGCACCUCUACACUGCCAGCAAGCACGGACUGUUCAGUUACUUCCUGAGGAUCAGCAAUGAUGGCAAAGUGGACGGCACCACCAGCCAGAGUCCUCAAAGUUUGCUGGAGAUCAGGGCCGUGGCAGUUCGCACGGUGGCGAUCAAGGGCGUGCACAGCUCGCGGUACCUCUGCAUGGAGGAGGAAGGGAAGCUGCACGGGCUUCUCAGGUACUCUACAGAGGAUUGUUCCUUUGAAGAGGAGAUCCGCCCAGAUGGCUACAAUGUAUAUAAAUCCAAGAAAUAUGGAAUCUCUGUGUCUUUGAGUAGUGCCAAACAAAGGCAACAAUUCAAAGGAAAAGAUUUUCUUCCAUUAUCUCAUUUCUUACCCAUGAUCAACACUGUGCCUGUGGAGUCAACAGAUUUUGGGGAAUAUGGUGAUUAUAGCCAUACUUUGGAAUCAGAUAUAUUUUCUUCACCUCUUGAGACUGAUAGCAUGGACCCCUUUGGAAUCACCUCUAAAUUAUCUCCAGUGAAGAGCCCCAGCUUUCAGAAAUAACUAAUAGCCCUGACUUUAUAUAUAAUUUUAAAGAAACAUUGACAGAACCAGUGUAUUAUUUAGCUCUUCCAGUAGUAGUAUUUAGAACAUUUUUACAUGUAGAGUAUGGUGCUAACAUUGUUCUUGCAAUGUCCCCAACCUAUAAGAAGGCAGCAUUCUAAAAAACUAUCUAUUCAUGUUUAAUAACAUAUUAGGGAAAAAAUAUAACACCCAACCAAAAAAAGCAUAAUUUGUUCAGCUCUGAUAAAAUACAUAAUGAUCAGGGAUCCUUUCUAUCUGGCAACGGCUACAGUGAAAAAAUCAUUAACAUUUUUCUCUGUCAGUUCGUUACUACUUCGUACUCACCCCUGAUUCCUUCUGAUAGGAGCAAAAGUUUCGCAUUUGCAGUAAGGUUAAUGAACUCUUAACUUCAUAGCCUUUAAAAGCAAACAUUUGGACUAAAGUAUGAUUAAAAGCCUAACAAAUAUGUGAACUAGGGUUAAAUCUCUCUCUUAAAAAGUUGCUGACAAUGCUCUGGGAAACCUUUCCCCUGAAAACAGUCCA
Molecule: messenger RNA, 1417 nt
Organism: Alligator sinensis (Chinese alligator)
Lineage: Eukaryota; Metazoa; Chordata; Crocodylia; Alligatoridae
Gene: FGF19
Product: fibroblast growth factor 19
Exons: 3
Coding region: 203-874 (223 amino acids)
Biological process (GO): cell differentiation; fibroblast growth factor receptor signaling pathway; regulation of cell migration
Cellular component (GO): extracellular region; cytoplasm
Molecular function (GO): fibroblast growth factor receptor binding; growth factor activity
Source: RefSeq, a predicted model, not a curated record